Chaetomium fimeti is the source of this 2528-nucleotide messenger RNA. RefSeq names its product AP-3 complex subunit beta-like protein. Bases 72 to 2528 code for a protein of 818 amino acids. The record is from RefSeq and is a predicted model, not a curated record. The transcript has 3 exons. Lineage: Eukaryota; Fungi; Ascomycota; Sordariomycetes; Sordariales; Chaetomiaceae. Gene Ontology annotation, biological process: intracellular protein transport; vesicle-mediated transport. Gene Ontology annotation, cellular component: membrane coat; AP-3 adaptor complex.
CAAUCCCCAAAACCAACACUAACAGUGACCUGAGCUCAAAGCUCCCGACGGAGCAACACCACCACCCCGACAUGGAGUCAAUAGCGAGGAUCUCGACGUUGCUCGAGAAUGCCCGAGAACUCACCCUCGACGCUGCCUCGGCCGCCCGAAGCUCGCGGAGCGCAUCCCGACCCCUCGACCGCACCCAGGUUAAGAAGCUGUUAGAUAGUCGCAAUGAGCGCGAGGUUCUUGACGGACUACGGCGUGUCACUUCGAUGAUGUACCGCGGCCAGAAAACACUCCCUCUAUUCUCGUCCGUCGUCAAGAAUGUCGCGUCCCCGAAUCUCGAGAUUAAAAAGCUGGUUUACAUCUACCUCAUCCACCAUGCCGAACAGGAGCCCGAUCUCGCCCUCCUAUCCAUCAACACCAUCCAGAAAUCGCUGUCAGAUACGAACCCCCAGGUGCGGGCGCUGGCCCUGCGCACCAUGUCGGGCAUCCGGGUGCCGGUUAUCAGCCAGAUCGUGUCACUGGCUAUCCGGAAGGGAGCCGGGGACAUGAGCCCAUAUGUUAGACGCGCCGCAGCGUUGGCCAUUCCGAAGUGCUACCGACUCGACCCCUCACAACUACCCCAGCUUCUGGAAUACCUCUCGACCCUGCUCGGCGACAAACAAUACUAUGUGGCUGGUGCGGCAGUGACGGCAUUCAUGACCAUCUGUCCUGAGCGGAUAGACUUGAUACACAAACAUUACCGGAGCUUGGUCAAGAUGGUGGUGGAUAUGGACGAGUGGAGCCAGCUGUCGACACUGCGGUUAAUGACCGUUUAUGCGCGGAAGUGCUUUCCGAGGAGGACGAAGCCCGUCAAGCGUAAGGAGAGGGCAGCCGACCUUCAGGACUUUUACGGCGAAAGGUCGGAGGACAGCUCGGAGGCUGAACAGGUGGCGGUCCUCGACUCCGACCUCGAGCUCCUCCUGAAUAGCAUCAAGCCCCUCUUGCAGUCUCGCAACUCUGGUGUUGUGGUGGCCGUCGCAAGGUGCUACUCUGCCAUCGGCACACCAGAGUACACCAAGUCGGCCAUAGGGCCCUUGGUAGCGCUACUCCGUGGCGCCCAGGACAUCCAACAAGUCGCCCUAUUCAACAUCGUCUCAAUUUGCCUCAGUUGCCCAGCGGACUUUGUCAAGUACGCCACUCAUUUUCUGGUCCGCGCAACGGACACACAGCAAGUGUGGGAACUCAAGCUGGAAAUGCUCACGCUUAUCUUCCCCCACGCACCGACACACGUCAAGAGCCUCAUCCUCAACGAGUUGGAGCACUUCAGCCGUGGCUCCGACAAGCUGCUCGUCAGGGAGGCCGUAAGAGCGAUUGGGCGGUGCGCUCAAAGGGAUACCGCCACCGCACCUCGCUGUCUACGCCUGCUCCUGGGGCAGAUCACCAGUCUAGACGGCACCUUAGCAGCGGAAAGCUUAACCGUCAUCCGCCACCUCAUCCAACAAGACCCAACGGCGCACGUCGCAACCGUGGUCCGCCUCGCCAAGAACCUCGACUCCGCCACCGACCCUCAAGCCCGCGCAAGCAUCAUCUGGCUCGUCGGCGAAUUUUCGGGGCUCAAUGGGGAGGACAACAUCGCGGCCGACGUGCUGCGCAUCCUCGUCAAAGACUUCGCCUCCGAAUCCGAACUCGCCAAGCGCCAAAUCGUCCUGCUCGGCGCAAAAGUCUACCUACACUACCUCAACCGCAAGGUGGAAGAAUCCCAAACCCAAUCCAGCUCCGAGUCACAACCCCAGCCCGAAUUCGACGACAACCCCUUCCAACCCCCACCCCCGACCGGCGGCGGCCCAAAGCUCCUCGAGGACGACGACCACCCGGUCGCCAAGCUCUGGCGCUACCUCCUCCUGCUCGUGCGCUACGACACCUCGUACGACCUGCGCGACCGCACCCGCCUGUACAAGUCCCUGCUGUCGGUACCGCAGCUCGCCACCCUCAUGCUGCUCGCCCCCAAGCCCGCACCGCAGGCGCCCAGCCCGUCCGAGACGCGCCGCGGGUACACCCUCGGCUCGGCCGCGCUGGUUUUGGCCGGUGGUGGCGGCGUGCACGGCCUGCGCGGGUACGAGGACUUGCCGGGUUGGGUGGAGGAGGGCAGCGAGCCGGAUGCGCGGUUGCGGGAGGUGGAGGGUGGGGCGGAGCGGUAUGGCGAGAAGAGGGUUGUUCCAGCGGCUGAGGGGCUCGAUGCGGCUGCGGGAGUCUCGUCCAUGUCCUCUGCUGGCGCGCGGGCGUCGCCUUCUGCCGGUGGUGGUGGUGGUGGUGGGGGCGUGAGGGGCCCGAAGGCGGCGAAUGGGGUGGGUGAGAAGACGUUGGAUGAUUGGUUGGCUGAGGAGGGGAGUGAAGAAGAAGAGGAGGAGGAGGAAGAGGAGGACGAGGAGGAGUCUGGUGAGGAGGAAGAAUCUGAGGAGGAGGAGGAGGGUGAAGAUAGUGAGGAGGAGGAAGAGGAAGAGGAAGAGGAGGAGAGUGAAGAGGAGUCGGAUGAGGAUGCGAGGCUCAUGCGACCUUCUUGA